Molecule: messenger RNA, 828 nt
Organism: Penicillium angulare
Lineage: Eukaryota; Fungi; Ascomycota; Eurotiomycetes; Eurotiales; Aspergillaceae
Product: putative NUDIX family hydrolase
Exons: 2
Coding region: 1-828 (275 amino acids)
Biological process (GO): ribose phosphate metabolic process; nucleoside phosphate metabolic process
Molecular function (GO): ADP-ribose pyrophosphatase activity; ADP-glucose pyrophosphatase activity
Source: RefSeq, a predicted model, not a curated record
AUGUCUACAUUUAUGCUUCCCGACUCCCAGACACGCGUCAAUAGCAUCCCAGACCUGGUGAAGGAGGAUCUACUUUCCUUCCCAGCUUUCAAGGUUUGGAUUUCGACGCUUCAACACUCUUUAAAGCGUCAGCAGCUUUCGUCACAUGAGUUUCAUGGGGAUCCGUACAUUCUACGGAAGAUUGACAUUCAAUCCAUUGAUCGCUUUGGGGGUGGAAGGUUGGGCUUUGUCAAGUUAAAGGCCGACGUAUCGAAUUCUCAGGGCGAAAGUUUACCAGGCAGCGUAUUUUUACGAGGUGGUAGUGUAGGCAUGCUGCUCAUUCUGCAGCCGGAUGAUCUACCCGCUGAUCAAGAAAAUGGGAAAUGGGCAAUCCUUACCAUUCAGCCUCGUAUUCCGGCUGGGUCCUUGGCAUUUGCAGAGAUUCCUGCUGGCAUGCUAGAUGAUAGUGGGACUUUUGCAGGCGGUGCGGCGAAGGAGAUUCAAGAAGAGACUGGGCUCUCCGUGCAGUCCAGUGAGUUGCUUGAUAUGACUGCUUUAGCUCUGCAAUCUAUGCCGGAGCCUGAUGAUGGAGAAUGUCUCCAGAAGGCAUUUUAUCCAUCGGCUGGUGGUAGUGAUGAGUUUAUUCCUCUGUUUCUAUGUCAGAAGCGUAUGCGUCGGAAGGAGAUUGAAGAGCUUCAGGGGAAGUUGACGGGGGAGCGUGACCAUGGGGAGAAGAUCACGUUGAAAGUUGUUCCGUUGGAAAAUCUGUGGAAGGAGGGGUUACGAGAUGGGAAAACUUUAGCUGCGUGGGCACUGUAUAAAGGUUUGCAGCAAGAAGGGAAGAUCUAA